UGGGUUGUGCAAUGAGUGCGAUGUCCUCACCUUGCCUUCCGCGCCUCCCCUCCCCGCUGUGUGUUGGUGUGCACGCCGGAGCCGGGCCCUCCCAUGAAACAUGACGACGAGGUAACAUCCCCAAUGCAAAGGAGGCGAGCUUGUUAUUGCUGAUGAGCAGCCCCGGCUCUGGCAGGCGGUACCACGUCCUGCUACCGACACCGCUCCAUCCUUUGUUACCCUGGACCGGCCUGACACCAUGAUCAACGUAACCACCACCGACAGGGCUGUUGACUUCAUGGACAUCUGUGAGUCGAUCCUGGAAAGGAAGAGACAUGACAGCGAACGUUCCUCCUGCAGCACACUGGAGCAGAAUGACUUUGAGGCGGUGGAAGCUCUGGUGUGUAUGAGCUCCUGGGGUCAGCGAUCUCACAAAGGGGAAGUGCUGAAGAUGAGGCCACUGACUCCAGCUUCUGACUCCUCUGAUUGCCUACUACAAUUCGAGUCGUCCUCGUCCAUAUCGAAAGAUUUCCACUCUCUGGCCACCCUGUGCAUGACUCCGCCACACAGUCCAGAAUUUACUGAGCCUUGUACAACACUCCCUCCUGCCUGCCAAGUGACCUAUUCCAAGCCAGUGACUGUCAUGUCCAGCAGUUCUCAUUGUUCUGUUUCGUCUUCUAAUGCGUCCAAGCCUUUUACUCCAGCAGUCCACAGCUUGUCCUCGCAGAGCUGUGAGACGUCAGAAAGGUCACAGCCCUGCAGGGCAAUGGUCACAAGUGUCAUACGUCACACAGCUGACACAUCUGCCUUCCACCACCUCCCCCAAUCCCUACCUAAAGCACCAACAGCCGGAUCCUCCCGAAACUGUGAUGUCAAACAUUCCAAGCUCACCAAAGAGACUCCUGUCCAAGAGGACCUGUCCAGAAGCAACUCCCCUAUGUACCUUCCACAGACUGAAAUUCCCUGUGCAAAUGUAAACACUGGGAGACCACAAACUGCCAGUGUACAGACACAGGAGCCAGUGAAAUGUGAAAAUGAACACUCAAACGAGACCAAUCCGUUGCUUUCCGUUCCGGCUUCUAGUUCCCCUGUUCUCUGCCAGAUGAUUCCAGUAAACGGGCAACCUGGUGUUAUCUCCGCUUUUAUUAAGCCACCUUCUCAACCCAUGUGCAAUACCAUUAAACCCAUUUUGCCCCAAACCACCUCCCUUUCACAGCAAGUUCUUAUGGGCACACCAAUGUCUCCAGGGACUGUUAUGUUCGUCCUCCCUCAAGCAUCUGUCACCCAGCCAUCUCAUCAGUGUCCACAGACUCUAAUGACAGUCGGAAACACAAAGCUAUUGCCUCUUGCUCCAGCUCCUGUAUUUAUUACUUCUGGGCAGACUAGCCCCCCACAAAUGGACUUUUCCCGAAGGCGCAACUACGUCUGCAAUUUCACUGGGUGCAGGAAGACCUACUUCAAAAGCUCCCACCUCAAAGCACACCUUCGAACCCACACAGGAGAAAAACCUUUCAGCUGUAACUGGGAGGGAUGUGAUAAAAAGUUUGCCAGAUCAGACGAACUGUCUCGGCACCGCAGAACCCACACGGGCGAGAAGAAAUUUGCCUGUCCUUUGUGCGACCGACGAUUCAUGCGCAGCGAUCACCUGACCAAGCACGCCCGACGACACAUGACCACAAAAAAAGUUCCCUCCUGGCAGGCAGAGGUUGGAAAGCUAAACAGAAUAACGACGUCCGAGCAGACAAUAAACCCGGGACCGUCUUUAAGUAUGCUGGUGUCCAUGUCCCCCCCAGUAUAAGAGUGACUGAUCAAAUACGUUGAAAUCAAAUGAAGCCUUUUUGAUUCCCGCACUGAAUCACCCAGAGACCUAAAACACAAAAACUCACAGUGCUUAUCUUUGUUACGUCGUCUUGGGCUGUGUCCAGUUUUAUGAUAUUGAUUUGUACCCUUUAUGAGUGAUAUAAAUAUAUUAUAUAAAUAUAUAUGAAUCUUACCUACCAGCAUUUUUACACAAGAAAAUAAAAAAAACUAUUGUAUUGGCAAUAA
Molecule: messenger RNA, 2025 nt
Organism: Rana temporaria (common frog)
Lineage: Eukaryota; Metazoa; Chordata; Amphibia; Anura; Ranidae
Gene: KLF11
Product: Kruppel like factor 11
Exons: 4
Coding region: 239-1777 (512 amino acids)
Biological process (GO): regulation of transcription by RNA polymerase II
Molecular function (GO): DNA-binding transcription factor activity, RNA polymerase II-specific; RNA polymerase II cis-regulatory region sequence-specific DNA binding
Source: RefSeq, a predicted model, not a curated record